Messenger RNA from Cladocopium goreaui, 726 nucleotides. NCBI's taxonomy places the organism in Eukaryota, Dinophyceae, Suessiales, Symbiodiniaceae. The record is from the annotation of a GenBank genome assembly.
GAUCUUCCUCUCGAAGAAGUGGCCCUGCUCCUCAGUGACUACCAGUUGUAUCCACUUUUCGUGGAUCCGGCUGAUUGUGGCCAUGCGGGCAUCCGUCGGACUCGAGUGUACGUUUAUUGUGUUCACAAUGAAACGGGCGUUUACCUCUAUGACCUCUAUGAAAUGUAUGCCUCCAUCACCAAACUGAUCAAACGGACUGACUACUUCGUCGCUACAAAGCUGGCACAGCAGGUCCAUGCAAGGAGCAUUUGUGAGAUGAGGGGCUUCGAGUUUGACCCAGAUCGCCCGGUGGACUCAAUGUUCAAUUCUCGUGAGCGCAGUGUCAUUGCUGAGUUGAAUGAGGCAUAUUUGGAAAGGACUGGUGGGAACCCCCCCGAAAAAAACAAAAAUUUGGUCUAUUUUUUGGGAGAUAAUCCCAAGUGGGCAAAAACGUGGUCAGCGGCAAGCCACAAACUGCCGACCUUCCGCCGGAACGGUGGUUUCUACUAUAGCCCAGCGACUGCCAGAGUCAUGCUGCCCACAGACAAGUUGGCCGCACUCGGCUGGCCGACCAAUUUGCAGGCCGCACGGGGUAUGGGGACCAAGAAGUUUCCUGCCAUGGAUCGCCGAAGAGGCGAUCUAGUGGCAGGCAACGCGAUGCAUCUGGGGAACUCAACAAUUCUCCUACUCUUGGGCCUUGUUUGCUUUGGACAUCAAGAUGAUGCCCUGCAGUUCGAUGACUUGUAA